AUGGCAUUCAGACACAAGGAGAAGCGCAAGGAAAAGCGGCAACUAGAAGCUCAGGAAAAACUGAAGAAAGAGGCACGCAAAUGUCUUACUAGGAAAGAGAAAAGCAAGAAGAGUGUCAGGGAAGUCAAGAAAGUUGUGAGCGAAGUGGUCAUCACUACCUCGGAUACAGGUAUCGUUCAAACUCCAUCCUACGCUAGUGGGAUCCUAUCAAAAUCUCGGGGAACGUUCACCCGUUUUACAGAUAGAAUCCGGACGUCACCUCGCCUUUUUGCAGAAGACCUCUACUAUACAUAUGUCGAUGCCGACACCGACACCGACAACGCCACUUCUCGACUCUCACUCAUUCAAAUUCAACAGGAAUUCCUCUCCGAAUGCGUUACCUCUCUCAAGGAUGACUGGAACUCAUUGUAUCAGACCGUUGGUGCAUGCAGAGAGCUAGAAGACAUCAAGAUGAUGAAAGCAGAGGUUUCUCUUACACUCUCGUACAUAGAUGAACUUGAAUUUUUUGCAGCGCUUGGGUAUAGUGAACUCCGGAGAGCCUACAAGGCGAAGGAGCUCUGGCUGCAGACAUAA
Molecule: messenger RNA, 573 nt
Organism: Marasmius oreades (fairy-ring Marasmius)
Lineage: Eukaryota; Fungi; Basidiomycota; Agaricomycetes; Agaricales; Marasmiaceae
Exons: 3
Coding region: 1-573 (190 amino acids)
Source: RefSeq, a predicted model, not a curated record